Prorocentrum cordatum is the source of this 456-nucleotide messenger RNA. NCBI's taxonomy places the organism in Eukaryota, Dinophyceae, Prorocentrales, Prorocentraceae. The record is from the annotation of a GenBank genome assembly.
AGGCCAUCUGGGCUGAAGCCGACCUCCAGGCUCGCUGCGGCGCCCUUCCCGACUUCCAGCCCACCUCGCGCCCAUGGCUCGCGCCCGCGGUUGCCUGCCCGCGGCGCUGCUGGUGGCUGCCGCCCUCUGCUUGAGCGCACCGGCAUUCGUGGCACCGCCGCGCGCGGCGCCCCUGCUUGACUCGCGCGUCUUCGCGGCGACGGCGGCGGGCCUAACGCCCCUCGCGCUGGAGCAGCCGGCGGGCGCCUACGACAGCGUGGUGGCGAUGCUGCAGAGCUGGCUGGUGGGCGGCACGGUGCUCACCAUCAUCAUCGCCGCGGCCCUGGUGGCCGCCACGGCGAACCCGCUGUCGAAGCGGCGCGCGGCGGUGGCGGCGCAGGUGGAGGGGAAGAAGUGAGCCUCGCGCGGGCGACGGCCGCGACGCGCGACACCCACAGGCUGAGGAGGAGGAGGAGG